Trifolium pratense (red clover) is the source of this 897-nucleotide messenger RNA. RefSeq lists its product as uncharacterized. Gene Ontology annotation, molecular function: RNA-DNA hybrid ribonuclease activity; nucleic acid binding. Lineage: Eukaryota; Viridiplantae; Streptophyta; Magnoliopsida; Fabales; Fabaceae. Bases 1 to 897 code for a protein of 298 amino acids. The record is from RefSeq and is a predicted model, not a curated record. The transcript has a single exon.
AUGUGGAGGUUAGCGAAGAACAUCUUACCAACCAGAGGCAAUCUCUUGAGAAGGCGAGUCCCUCUUGAUCCUGUCUGCCCACUUUGCUUUAAUGAUCUGGAGAGCACGGAGCACCUUUUCCUUCAUUGUCCUCUUAUCAAACAAGUGUGGCUCGCUUCCCCGUUAGGGGUCAGACCCCCUCCCCAUUCUGAUUUGGUUCUCUGGCUGACACAAUGGCUUAAUUGUAAAGAGUCGUUCGCGAUCCAACUUUUUUGUACGACACUUUGGAAGAUCUGGUUCUUUAGGAAUCAAACAAUUUUCAAAAAUUUGGAUUUUGAUCCAAUUAGAGUCUCCUGUGCUGCCCAAAAAUUUGUGUCUGAAUUUUCUGUAAGCUCCACUCCUAGGGAGCAGUCGACUGGACAGCAGCCCCGCUGUGACUGGGUGGCUCCUCCACCAGAUUUUUUCAAGUUAAAUGUUGAUGCCGGUUGUGGUUCGAUGGGUCAAGUAAGCUGGGGACUGGUUAUUAGGAACCAUAAUGCAGAAGUACUGUUUGCUGCUACAAAGAAGACUGAGUUUGUGGCUGAAGUUGUUGUUGCAGAAGCAUUAGGACUGCGUUGGGGACUUCAAAUAGCAAGGGAUUUGAACCUCAGUAAUAUCAUAUUUGAAAUGGAUGCUUCAUUGGUGGUGGACUGUUUCAAGGAUCUCCUCUCUUUAUCAAGUAAUGAUCACUUUAUAGUUGAUUGCAAAGAGUUGUUUUCUAGUUUAGUAAAUUGUUCUAUUUGUGUUGUUAGUCGUUCAUGUAACUCUGCUGCUCAUAGAUUAGCCCAGGCAGCUAAAACAAUUGGUUCACGUACAUGGGUGGGGGAUGCCUCAAACCCCAUGGAGUGGCCUUCUUUCUUUAUUGGUCUGUUUCCUUAA